Messenger RNA from Hansenula ciferrii, 540 nucleotides. It is a transcript of the gene MRPL25, whose product is annotated as mitochondrial 54S ribosomal protein mL59. Bases 1 to 540 code for a protein of 179 amino acids. NCBI's taxonomy places the organism in Eukaryota, Fungi, Ascomycota, Saccharomycetes, Phaffomycetales, Wickerhamomycetaceae. The transcript has a single exon. Gene Ontology annotation, cellular component: mitochondrial large ribosomal subunit. The record is from RefSeq and is a predicted model, not a curated record. Gene Ontology annotation, molecular function: structural constituent of ribosome.
AUGAGACCAAGUGUAGGACUAUUCCAUACUGCAAAGAACGUGAUAACACAAACGAUAGACCAAUCCAAUCCAGCUUCUUAUUUCGAUACAUUACCAGGUAAACUAAAGAGAUUUUUUGAACGUUAUCCACCAAGACCAUUUAAAGAAUAUGCAUCAAAAUCAACUUUAACAAAUGCACCAGACGCUAAUCCAUUCAUUGCUAACAAGCAUCCAGUUACACAAAGAUAUCAUACUUCAAAAUAUUCAAUGAGAAGACAAAGUGAUUUAUGGAAAUUAGCUUAUAGAUUUGGUAUUCAAGAUUAUUUACCUCCAUUACAAAAUGGUAAGAAAUUUUAUCAAGAAAAAUAUGAUUCUAGACCUAUUAUGAAAGGUGUUUUAAGACCUAAAGGUCAUAAAUAUGAAAGAACUGCUGCAGAAAGAAUUGCUGCUAGAGAAGAAGCUAUUAGUAAAAUUGAUGAUGUUAUUGCUCAACAUAAAAGUAAAAGAGUUUUACGUGAUCGUGCUGCUAAGAAAGAAAAGAGAGCUAAGCAUUGGGUUUAG